Hippocampus zosterae (dwarf seahorse) is the source of this 2347-nucleotide messenger RNA. RefSeq names its product SLAIN motif family, member 2 (gene slain2). Lineage: Eukaryota; Metazoa; Chordata; Actinopteri; Syngnathiformes; Syngnathidae. Gene Ontology annotation, biological process: positive regulation of microtubule polymerization; microtubule nucleation; cytoplasmic microtubule organization. The transcript has 10 exons. The record is from RefSeq and is a predicted model, not a curated record. Gene Ontology annotation, cellular component: microtubule plus-end. The coding region runs from base 400 to 2217 and encodes 605 amino acids.
CAAAAUAAUGUCAAACAAAAAAUAGUCAUCGAGAGGAGAGUAAAAAGUUGCGCAACAGGAGCCCUCCUCCCCUCCUGUCGCGAACGCGCAAAUAGGUGUUGGUUUACGUGCGCGCCCCCGUCCGCGGUGACGUCAGCUGCCAGAGCCUGUCUCAAACGUUGUGACGUGUGUUGUGGAAAUGGCCGAGGAGCGACGAUCCCGCAAGACAAUGUUAAGCUUCUUAACUCCGCCAAACAAUUACCGUCGGUGAACGACGUCUCUCCGGCGGACACGAAAUCGUCGCGGACGGGGCGGGAGUUCCAAGGAACCGACGAUCAACUCGAGCCGCCCCGGACCAGCGCCUUUUCUUCCCCCGGCGAGGGCGGGGGGCGCUGAGUGAGGGUUAGCGAGGGAACCACCAUGGAGGAUAUCAACUCGAACAUUAACGCCGACUUGGAGGUGAGGAAGCUCCAGGAUUUGGUGAAGCAGCUCGAGAAGCAGAACGAGCAGCUCCGGGGUCGCUCCAUUAUGAUGUCGGCCCACCACAGACCCCACAGCGCCGGCUACGAGUCCUUAUCGUCGCCGUCGGCAGCGGCGCUACUCUCGGGGGGCGACAUGGUCGGCUUCGCCCCUGGGGUGGGGUUCGGCUACGGCGACCUGUUGGAGAACCGCCGCUGCCGGAGUCCGCGGCUCUCCUACGACGGCGUCAGCUUCAAGAGGCCGUACGAGAGCGAGGGCGCCUCGGCUGCCACGUCCGGGUCGGCCCGGAACUCGCGGUGCUCGGACGACGACGGCGAGACGUCUAUUCUGGACCAGGUGGACGUCUUGGACUUGGAGGACAUGGACUGUCUGCACGAAGACGACGACAGCUGGCUGUACGAGGCCAAGCUAAACAGUCCCUUGCAGAAGGCGCUGAGCCCCGUCGUGUGGUGCCGCCAGGCUCUGGACAACCCGAGUCCGGACAUGGAACUGGCCAAGCGCUCGCUCAUCCACAGGCUGGACCUCACCAUGUCGGCCAACAAGCGCCGCAGCCUCUACGGGAGCUGCUACAACCAGCAGGGGACCUACGGGAGCCCGUACAGCCCAAACGCGGCCAGCAGCCCCUACAGCAGCGGCUUCAACUCGCCCUGCUCCACGCCCAGCAAGGUGCCCAUCGUCAGGCAGCAGUUGAUGCCCGUCAACGCAGCGCACCAGCGCAACGCGGCCGCAGAGAGAAACCCGCCGGCCGUCAGCCCCCAGUCGUCGGUGGACAGCGAGCUGAGCACCUCCGAGAUGGACGAAGACUCGGUGGGCUCUUCCACGACUUACAAGCUCAACAAUGUCAACGACGUCCAGAUUCUGGCGCGCAUGCAGGAAGAGAGUCUGAGGCAGGACUACGCCGCCUCGGCCUCUCGGCGCAGCUCGGGCUCGUCCUGCCACUCGCUGCGUCGCAGCACCUUCAGCGACCAGGAGCUGGACGCGCACAGCCUGGAGGACGAGGAGGAGGCGGCGGCGCACCCGGCCUUCCACCCGCCCGCCAGCCGUUUCGGCGCCUCGCCUCGCCACUCGCCGCGCGCCUCCCCGCGCAACUCGCCGCGCUCGCGCUCCCCGGCCCGCUCGGUGGACUACGGCCACGGGCGCGGCUCGCCUCAGCCCGCCAUCAGCCGCCUGCAGCAGCCGCGCCACUCGCUGCAGGGCCACGACGCGCAGACCAAUGUGGUCAAGAACGAAGAAAAGCUGCGUCGUAGUCUCCCCAACCUCACGCGUUCCAACGCGGCGCCCCCCCAGGGCCCCGAGCCCGUUAAAAACAGUCGAAGCUACGAGUCCAACCUGCAGAUGCCAAACGGAGGAUCUCCCAGACACCAGAGCCAAUCAGCUCCAGCGCCUCAGCUCCCAAGACACCCCACCCCCAAAAGCAAACAGCACCUCCAAAGCCCGACGGCCCUGCGAGUCCCACUCUCCUGUUGCUUUGGCGACGAAGGUGACUUUAUUCCGCCGACGAGCAAGCUGCGGACGCCGGCCACGCCUUCGCCUCUGGCCUUGAGGCAGCCCGUCAAGACCACGGCCAACCCCGCCGGCUCUACCACCACGCCCGGCCGGUCCCUGGUUCCGCCCCGCAGCGGCCUGCCUCGCCCUAGCGCCCCGGCGGGUGGCGGCAUCCCUCUGCCUCGCAGCAAGCUAGCACAGCCUGUGCGCAGAAGUCUACCUGCUCCUCGCAUCUACAGCGGCACCAGGGACAACCUGAGGGAAAGCUAUUAGCCGCUUGCCCAGCAGAGGGCGCUCUACUCCAACCGUCAGUCACUCGAGGAGUUGGACUGCAUGGCACUUUAUCCACCUUGAUGACUCUUCUAGUCACAACGUCCCAGGAAUAUUAAAAGAAAGAAUAAAA